GAGGUCAAAAGUGAAUGACCUAGCAAACGUUGAACGUCAGGCCACCGGCCUCAGGUAGGAGUUCUACACUUGAAGGAGGCUUCACAAGGCGUCUUGAGGCUUGACACCUGUCCUGACAACACGGUCGUUUCUGUAGACAGGGGGCGCUCAUCACAUGUCCAUCAGCCGCAGUAUUUCUCUUCUCCGAAGGCUUCAGUUUAUUCCUACCUUAGUAAAGGCUUCCAGUCGCACAAAGAGCUGCAAAGCGAUGGCUAUGAGCACAAGUGACGGGGAUGUGUACGUUGGGACAACAGAGAGAGGGUUGACCCAGGAGCUGCAGUUCCCAGUGCCCUGGGGUCACAUCGCGGCGAAGGCGUGGGGAGAUCCGCUCGGCCGCCCCGUCCUUGGUCUCCAUGGUUACCUGGACAACGCCAACACGUUCGACACCCUGGCGCCGCUGCUGCCGAAAGACCUGUACUUUGUGAGUGUGGACCUCACGGGCCACGGGCGCUCCUCUCACCUGCCUCCCGGGAUAAGCUACAAGACUUACGAGAACUACCUCGUGGACGUGCACAGGGUCGUGCUAGCUUUAGGUUGGAAGAAGUUCUCUCUGAUUGCACACAGCAUGGGAGCCGGUAUUGCAAUGACGUACUCUGCAGUUUUCCCAGCCAGUGUAGAAAGACUGACAGUACUGGACCUCUCAGGACCCAUAUACUACCCGCUGGAGGGAACAGUACAAAGACUUGUAGAUGCUGUGAAGAGGAAACUUGAAAUGGAGAAGACAUCGGAACUUCCUCCUCACGUGUACAGCAGAGAGGAGGCUCUUCAAAAGCUACUGAAAGGGAAUAUAUCUAAACUCACCAGAGAGGCUGGGUCUGUGCUGUUAGAACGAGGAGCCAGAGAGGUCGAAGGGGGUGUUGUGUUUACAAGAGACCUGAAGCUGAAAAGUCCGGGCUUUUUUUAUCGAACGCCCAAACAAACAGAAGAGAUGGUGAAGGGAAUAAAGUGCCCAGUCCUGAUGCUCAGGGCUACAGAAAGCUUGGCAUCAGGGUAUGAACAGGAACGGGCAAAGAGAUUUGUUCCUCUCUUUGAAGCAAACAGUUGCCAGUUCACAUUGAUACAAGUGGAAGGGAACCACCACGUUCACCUGAAUCACCCCGAGCGUGUGGCACCUCACAUUCGUGCUUUCUUCACACUGGACUCAACAACUCAACCUCAGCCUGAUAGUAAACUGUGAACACACGAAUAUCACUGUAUGGGCCAGGCUUCGUAUGUUAAUGUGGCUAAUUGCUACACACACAGACAGUAAAGACCAAAUUAUCAAACAUUGUUGAAGGUUAGACAUCCAGGUAAUAUACUUCAAAAAGCAGUUACUCAUGAAGCAACUUCCUAUUAAUAAUGAUUUUGGAAAUGGUCAGACGUUUCAGACAACCAUCCAGUACCUUUCAUCAGUGACAGUCACGAAAAAUCUUGUUGGAAAGAGUUUUUAUAUAUCCUAGCUGUGAACUGAUAGGCAAAAGAUAACUUUUAACAAUACAAAUUUAAAAUCCUUCAAAAGUUCAAGACAAAAUAUUUAUUCCUUGAUGGGGUCUACAUGUAGUUGGAGAACUGGUUUAUCCUAACUUUUAAUGAAUUUGUAUGCAAAAAGGGGCGGAAAUUUUUAGUGGCAAAUUAGUCAUACUUAUAAAUCAGUUACUGUAUUGUAUAUGUUAAAUUUAUCAUUUCUUAAUAUAGAACAGAUAGAACCAAUCACAUACAAUUUAAUUGUAAAGGAAUAAUAUAUUGAAUUUUCCAUGAUGUUUAAAUACGGGAAAUUAGGAAACGUAUCUUGCAUAGAAUCAAAGAAGACAUUUCUCUCAGUCUCAAGUUACACUAUUGGCAGGUUUUUUGUUCCAGAGGAAUGCAGUUAUGUCUGUCUUUUUCAAUAACAUGAAUAAUGGAGUUUGUGUGAGCUACUCCAGAGUUUUCUGAUGGCUAUAUAUACUGUGUCGACUGUGUACUGUGUCGAAUAUUCUUUCACAUUUUUCUCCUCAUUGUGAGUAGUCAGUGUACGUUAGACUUUGUAAUUUGUUGUUGCUACGCAUUUCUGUCGACAUGUCACAAAAUAUUUGAGAUAAUGUCUUUUAAAUUUUGGUUGAUGGAUGAAAAUAAUGCAAGCAUUAUAUGAUUCCCUUAAAAAUGUUCAUGUAUAACAUUAUGUACUCUCAACUGCUGCACAUUUUAUCUAGACAGAAGACAGACGAUUGUUCUAGUUUCCUCAAAAUGUGCAUAUGACUACAAACUUUUCAUAAAAGAUUUGUAAAAAAAAAUUAAGUUAUUUUGACGUGAUAUCACUAAUCAUAAUAACUAUUUCAGGAAAUAUUGUUUCUCAUUUCAAAUAAAGAAUUCUAAAUAUA
Messenger RNA from Branchiostoma floridae (Florida lancelet), 2375 nucleotides. RefSeq names its product serine hydrolase-like protein. The coding region runs from base 155 to 1216 and encodes 353 amino acids. The transcript is spliced from 14 exons. Lineage: Eukaryota; Metazoa; Chordata; Leptocardii; Amphioxiformes; Branchiostomatidae. The record is from RefSeq and is a predicted model, not a curated record.